Molecule: messenger RNA, 540 nt
Organism: Adineta ricciae
Lineage: Eukaryota; Metazoa; Rotifera; Eurotatoria; Adinetida; Adinetidae
Source: the annotation of a GenBank genome assembly
AUGACGCGAAUGAAUUUUGAUACACGCUCACAAAAUGCUUGGAAAGAACUGAUUGAAAAAGAAUCUGUCACUCGUAUCUCAUGGCAUCGAAAAUUUCAAGCAACUUCAAACGAAGAUGAAUGGUUUAAACGUGCCUUUUACACUCAAGCCACAUCGAAACCUGUUGCCCAAACUCUACCAACAAUUGUUCUACCUCCGAAACCUAAACGUCGCUAUGAUUCCAGCGUUACAGUAAAUCAAUUACGAGAAAAGCUCGAUGUUGAACAUAACCCAGAUAUUCUGAAAGAAAUGUAUCCAGUGAAAAAAGAACAUCAACAUCUUCUUUAUGAUGGAUUUUCAGCAGAAGAUAAAGGUCGUUUUAGAUAUUUAAAAGUACGUCAAGAGGUUGCACCCGAUCAAAAAUAUCAAUAUCCUAUUUCAAGUUCGAUGGAAUAUGGAUGGAAAUUAGAUGAAAAUGCUCAUCAAUAUCAAACUCCAAUUCAUGCACGAGGAAAAUUCAUUGAAGAAUCAUUCUAUCGAACAAAUGGGGCAUUUCAAUGA